UUUAUUAUUCAAUAUUCUCUAUAAUGAAUUUUUUUGGUCCUGUAACAUGCAAAAACAGGUAUAAAUCAUAAAUAUAAAAAUUCAUCGAGAUGCUCCCGGAAUGAUGCGUCAGUUUUUUCUGAGAAACAAGAAGACUCUUCGAGAGCAAAACUAUCUUUUAUAAUCGGAAUGAAAAUCACUUUCAAGGAUGCUGAUUAAUUCUUCAAUUUAAAAGUCAAGAAGAAAAGAAAUGACCGGAGAUUGGAGGACCAUUUUCGUAACCGGAGGCGCCGGUUAUAUUGGAAGUCAUUGCAUCGUCGAACUCUUGGAGUGCGGAUACAACGUGGUGGCAAUAGACAAUUUCGCAAAUAGCGUGACGGAAACCGAUGGCGAAUCUGCGGCGCUUAAAAGAGCCGAGCAAAUAACAGGGAAGAAGGUCACAUUUUAUAACUGCGACCUGCUCGAUAGAGAGAAACUCGAGACAAUCUUUAACAAGCACAAAAUAGACUGUGUAAUACAUUUUGCUGCUAUCAAAGCCGUCGGCGAGUCUAUGCAAGUUCCUCUUCAUUACUAUCGGAAUAAUAUAAUAGGCGCUAUUAAUUUGCUCGAGGUGAUGAAAGCGGCUGGCUGUUUUCAGCUUGUAUUCAGCAGCUCUUGCACAGUUUACGGCGAGCCUACAGAAUUACCGAUCACAGAGGAACACGAAACCGGUAAUAUCACUAAUGUUUAUGGCCGAACAAAAUACUUUAUCGAAGAGAUGUUGAAAGAUAUAUCUAGAGCUGAAAAGAAUUGGAACAUUAUAUCCUUGAGGUAUUUCAACCCGGUGGGCGCUCACUGUAGCGGACUGAUCGGGGAAGAUCCGACAAAACCGUUCACGAAUUUGAUGCCAUAUAUCGCUCAAGUCGCUUUGAGACAUAAGCCGGAACUAAUUAUAUUCGGAGGCGAUUAUGAUACAAAUGAUGGUACAGGUGUUCGUGAUUACAUUCAUGUUAUGGAUCUGGCAGCAGGUCAUGUGGCCGCGUUAAAUGCCUUGCAUAAACAACAUCUUAGGCUUAAGAUUUAUAACUUGGGUACCGGCAAUGGCGUAACUGUAUUAGAAUUGAUAAAAACGUUUGAGAAGGUCACCGGCACUACUGUACCUUACGUGAUAAAAGAAAGAAGAGAGGGCGAUAUUAUGUCCAUGUAUGCUAAUACAGAUUUGGCGAAAAAAGAACUGGGAUGGACAGCGAAAUAUAACGUUGAGCAAAUGUGUCAAGACUUUUGGAGGUGGCAAGUGAUGAAUCCACAUGGUUAUCGAACUUCAAUAAAGAAUGAUAUUAUUGAACAUUCGUAACAAUGAACUGUAUCAAAGAACUUGUGCAAAUAAUUUAUAAUAAAGGAUCCAUACAAGUUUUAUCUUAUAA
Cataglyphis hispanica is the source of this 1382-nucleotide messenger RNA. Its product is annotated as UDP-glucose 4-epimerase-like. The transcript has 7 exons. Lineage: Eukaryota; Metazoa; Arthropoda; Insecta; Hymenoptera; Formicidae. Gene Ontology annotation, molecular function: UDP-glucose 4-epimerase activity. The record is from RefSeq and is a predicted model, not a curated record. Gene Ontology annotation, biological process: beta-D-galactose catabolic process via UDP-galactose, Leloir pathway. Gene Ontology annotation, cellular component: cytosol. The coding region runs from base 230 to 1312 and encodes 360 amino acids.